CCCAAAGAGUAGGGAUAAAGUGCAGUGCCCACAGCUUUGGAAUGAGUAAAACUUCUCAGGAGGUAUAAAAGGUCGGCUGCCCUGUCUGGCAGGUGCUCUGCUGACAGCAGCCUUCCUGCUAUAGCUCAACUCCUCACACGGACCCAAGCAAAAAAGAAGAGUAACCAAGGAAAAUCUGUCCACAAUGCCACAAAAUGUUAUUCUCCAAGGACCGUCACCCUGGGGAUUCAGGCUCUCAGGAGGAAUAGAUUUUAACCAACCCUUAAUCAUAACCAGGAUUACACCUGGAAGCAAGGCUUCAGCCGCCAACCUGUGUCCUGGUGAUGUUAUUAUAGCUAUUGAUGGUCUAGGCACAGAGAACAUGACACACAAUGAUGCCCAGGAGAGAAUUAAAGCAGCUACACAUCAGCUUUGUUUGAAAAUAGAGAGGGCAGGAACUAAAUUAUGGUCCCCACAAGUUUCAGAAGAUGGCAGAGCACAUCCCUUCAAGAUAAAUUUGGAAGCUGAACCUCAGGAUAUCAACUACUUUGAACACAAGCAUAAUAUUCGGCCCAAACCUUUCAUAAUCUCAGGCCGAAGCAGCGGAUGCAGCACUCCUUCGGGGCUGGACUGCGGCAGUGGGCGCAGCACCCCCUCCUCAAUCAGCACGGUCAGCUCCAUCUGCCCCACCGAGCUGAAAGCCGUGUCUAAGAUGGCCCCUAAUGUUCCCCUGGAGAUGGAGCUCCCCGGGGUCAAGAUCGUACACGCUCAGUUUAACACACCUAUGCAGUUGUACUCAGAUGACAAUAUCAUGGAAACACUGCAAGGCCAAGUUUCUACAGCUCUGGGGGAAACACCUGUCAUAAGUGACCCAUCUCCCAACUCGGUGUCUCAGUCUGACGUGUACAAGAUGCUGCACGCCAACCAGGAGGAGCCCAGUCAGCCGCGCCAGUCUGGCUCCUUUAAGGUGCUCCAGAAUUUAGUCUCCGAGGAAGAUGGGCGCCCUGUGGGAACAAGAAGUGUGAAAGCACCUGUAACAAAGAUGCCUACUGCCAUGCCUGGUGUCCAGAAAGUGCCACUGUGUGACAAAUGUGGGAGUGGGAUUCUAGGGACAGUGGUGAAGGCACGUGACAAGUACAGGCAUCCAGAAUGCUUCGUGUGCUCUGACUGCGACCUCAACCUGAAACAAAAAGGUUACUUCUUUGUGGAGGGACAGCUCUACUGUGAAGCUCACGCACGUGCCCGCAUGAGGCCACCGGAGGGAUACGAAACAGUCACGGUUUACCCAAAAUGCUAGUCUUGGCUUAAAUCACAAUCACAUGCAUGCACACUAAAAGCCUUUUACCAGCUUAGAACCGCAGUACAAGUGUCAGGACUUCUGCCUAAAUCCAAAGUAGCUUUUAAACCUUUCCCUGUGGGAUUCUGAGAGAGGUGGAAGUCCUUAUUAGCCAGCGAUAGCACAUUAUACCAGCAAAAUUCUGCUAAAAUACUGUUUUUGAAACUGUCAAUGUAACUCAAGGAAGUAUAAACUAAAACAGCUCAAUAUAACUCAAGGAAGAAUAAACAGCUCUCCUGGAAUACAAAAACUGAAACAGCUGAGGUAUUAC
Messenger RNA from Sturnus vulgaris (Common starling), 1586 nucleotides. It is a transcript of the gene PDLIM3, whose product is annotated as PDZ and LIM domain 3. The record is from RefSeq and is a predicted model, not a curated record. Gene Ontology annotation, cellular component: stress fiber; adherens junction; filamentous actin. Gene Ontology annotation, biological process: heart development; actin cytoskeleton organization; muscle structure development. Gene Ontology annotation, molecular function: actin binding; muscle alpha-actinin binding. Lineage: Eukaryota; Metazoa; Chordata; Aves; Passeriformes; Sturnidae.